Messenger RNA from Phanerochaete carnosa HHB-10118-sp, 462 nucleotides. RefSeq lists its product as uncharacterized. The transcript has a single exon. Lineage: Eukaryota; Fungi; Basidiomycota; Agaricomycetes; Polyporales; Phanerochaetaceae. The record is from RefSeq and is a predicted model, not a curated record. The coding region runs from base 1 to 462 and encodes 153 amino acids.
AUGGUCAAGUUCGCCCACGAGUACUCGUUCGAGGGCCGCAAUGCCCUCUCCCACACGGGGCCGCCGCUCGCGCCGAAGCUGUGGCACUGCGCCAGAGUCGAGAGCGGCGGCAUGCUGUACGUCGUCGCGAUGGACUUCGUUGCGCACCGCCCUCGUCGGCUGUCUCGUGCCGACUGCGCGAGUUUCGACAAGGCAGUUCAGGUGCUCCACAACAGGAACCUUGUGUUCGGGGGCCUGCGCAAGUCGAACGUACUGUUGCGUCCCAACGGUGGAUUGAUGCUAAUCGACUUUGACUGGUGCGGCACGGUUGGCGAGGCGCGGUACCCAUACGACAUUCAAGUGAUUCAACUGAUCAAUAAUAAUAUGCCGUGGCACUGGGGUGUGCAGCCCGGAGGCUUAAUCACCAAGGAACACGAUGAAUUUCUCCUCGAGGGGCUUAUCCAGGAGUCUGAGCAUUCAUAG